Dujonia railenensis is the source of this 516-nucleotide messenger RNA. The record is from the annotation of a GenBank genome assembly. Lineage: Eukaryota; Fungi; Ascomycota; Pichiomycetes; Serinales; Debaryomycetaceae.
AUGACAGUAGCUUCAGAGUUCGAAAACAGUAACCAAGCUUACGUGAAGGCAUUUACCAAAGGAGACUUAGCACUUCCUCCUGCUAGGAAGGUUGCAGUAAUUGUAUGCAUGGAUGCAAGGAUUGACCCUGCUGCUUCGCUUGGUUUGCAGGAAGGUGAUGCACAUGUAAUCAGAAAUGCAGGGGGAAGAGCUUCUGACGCACUUCGUAGUGUGAUAAUCUCACAGAAGUUAUUGGGUACAAGAGAAAUAGUGAUUGUACACCAUACCGACUGUGGGAUGUUAACUUUUACUGAUAAGGAUAUUAGAGACAUAAUUAAGAAGGAAGGAGAGGACUCCUCGAACCCCGCAAACUAUGCAGCUGCAGCUGACACAAUUGCCUUCUUACCGUUUUCAAACUUGAAACAGAGUGUGAUUGAUGACAUUGAAUUUCUUAAGCUGAGUCCAUUAGUUCUUGAUGUACCAAUUUCAGGGUAUAUUUAUGACGUGAAGACAGGUAGAAUCGAAAAGGUUAAUUAA